UCAGUGCCGUACUAGGGGUUUAUUUUCGCAGUGUUUUGGUUACCUUUUCCCUCACAUCAAUACUGUGAAAUCACUGGAACAUGAUACUUAAGAUUCCAGCAGCAUUCUGCUGCAUUUUGGCCAUAGCUAGCGCUGCUAUAGCUCCCGGACAAAAUGAAUAUCUUCCACCAAAGGAUGGUUACAAGUAUCCUAAACCCCCUGUACCAUUCCCAUCGAGUCCUCCAUCUUACCCAACCCCCAGGCCCCCUUCACCUAGUCCACCACCAAGACCUGUACCACCUCGUCCUACUUACGGCCCACCCACAAGUGGUCAAACAAUUAGGCCUACUUAUGGUCCACCUGUAACUCCAGGAUUUCCGUCGCAACCUCCUCCCAGAAUACCAACUCCUUCCGCUCCUUAUCAACCUCCUGCACAACCACCAAGACCCAGCUAUGGUCCCCCAACGUCACCGCCGUAUAGACCUAGUUUUCCAGGGCAGCCACCUCAACCCACUUCACCCCCUUAUCGACCACCAAGUGUACCAAGUGUACCGCCUUCUUAUGGACCACCACCGUCACAACCUCCUUAUAGACCUACUCCUAGCAUUCCCCCUCAAAGACCAGGAAGUCAACCUCCACGUCCUACGUAUGGCCCUCCUACAUCACCAUCCUUUAGACCACCAGGAUCUCAACCUCCUACUUAUGGUCCACCGGUUACUUCUCCGCCAUAUAAUCCUCCGGGUUUGACAGGUGUACCGUCGUCUCAACCGCCUCCUUCAUUCAGACCUCCCAGUGGACCUACUCCUUCAAGGCCUACUUAUGGACCACCUCCGUCUUCUCCUUACAAGCCUCCUGGAUUACCACCCUCUCAGCCUACCUACGGCCCACCUCCUUCGCAACCACCUUAUAGACCACCAAGUGUACCAGGAACUCAGCCGCCACGUCCACCUUCUCAGCCUCCCAGACCUACAUAUGGACCACCAACAUCUCCCCCAUAUCGUCCACCAGGUGUACCGCCCUCUUAUGGACCUCCACCAACAUCUCCACCAUAUCGUCCACCAGGAAUACCCCCGACUUACGGGCCUCCAGGAGGACAAUCUCCUCCUCCGUUCCGUCCAACAGGUCCACCUUCUCGCCCGCCAUCUUACUUACCCCCUUCCGGAUCACCUCCACCAACUUACGGGCCACCCGGAAGACCUACUUCUCCUCCCUUCCAACCUACUGGUCCACCACCUUCUAGACCUACAUCGCCUCCUUUCCCGGUUACAGGUCAAACCAUCAGGCCAACAUAUGGACCACCUACACCUGGUGGACGUUAUCCUCCUAGCAUUCCUAGCCGUCCUACUCCACCUGGUACACCACCUAGGCCAGGAACUCCUCCACCAUUCCAACCAGACAGAAUACCAAGCGAAGGGAUGGCAAUACCCAGUUUCGGCGAAAACGAUCAUCUUCUGUUACCACAUAAACCAGGUAAUCCGUUCGAAUUCAAAUAUGCUGUAAGGGAACCGAAUUACGGAAACGAUUAUUCUCAUAAUGCGAUCAACAAUGGAGAUCAAACUAAUGGAGAAUAUAGAGUGUUCUUACCUGAUGGACGAACGCAAGUUGUUAAAUACACUGCCGAUUGGGCUACAGGAUAUCAUGCAAAGAUCAGCUACGAAGGAAAACCCUCUAUUCCAAAUUAUCAGGGAGAAGGUACCAGUAGUGUAGGAUAUCCAGGCGGAAGACCUUCAGGACCUCAGUUCCCUAGCGGACCAGGAGGGCCAGGGGGACCUAGUGGACCUGGAGGACCCGGCGGACCUAGUGGACCUGGAGGACCAGGCGGCCCUAGCGGACCAAGAGGACCAGGGGGACCCAGUGGACCAACAGGAGGACCAGGCGGGCCCGGUGGGCCUGGGGGACCUUUUGGACCAGGCGGACCAGGAGGACCUAGUGGGCCAAGAGGACCAGGAGGCCCUAGUGGACCUAGGGGGCCAGGAGGCCCUAGUGGACCUAGGGGGCCAGGAGGACCUCAAGGACCUGGAGGACCAAUCGGACCUGGAGGACCAGGUGGACCAGGUCGACCUGGAACACCGGGAAGACCGAGUCAUGACUACCUUCCUAGCUUACCUAGUUCAUCAAACCAAAUAAAACAACAGUAUGCACCAGGAGGCGGCUACACGUACUAAAAUUCAAAAUUUUGUUUUUAUAUUUGUAAAUAAUUAGGCAAAUUUUCUAAAACGUGGAUUUAAUUCCACAAUUAACUUUUGGUACAAUGAAACAUGAUUUCUCAUUUAAAAUUAUUUUUUAUGUUUUUUAAAAAAAUCUCAUUGAAAAUCUGUAUAUAAACUUGAAAUGUAACACUGCCACAACAAAACAAACUAAUAAUUUAAAUUCUGAAUAGAUGUUUAUAACUUCUCUACUUUUUUUUUGUAAUUUCUGUGAAUAUUAUGUAAGUGAAUGAAAUGUCCUGUAGUGAUUUCUAAUAGGCUUAAUUUAUAAAUUUAGUAUUACAUACUACAGUAUUUCCUUUGUAUUUAUUCUUCGAUAUUGUAUUAUAAUGUAAUAUAAUAUUGAUAGACACUUUAAGAAUAAAAAUGUAUUUUUUUAUAGAAGUACAGUGA
Anoplophora glabripennis (Asian longhorned beetle) is the source of this 2579-nucleotide messenger RNA. RefSeq names its product basic proline-rich protein. Gene Ontology annotation, cellular component: extracellular matrix. The transcript has 4 exons. The record is from RefSeq and is a predicted model, not a curated record. The coding region runs from base 81 to 2144 and encodes 687 amino acids. NCBI's taxonomy places the organism in Eukaryota, Metazoa, Arthropoda, Insecta, Coleoptera, Cerambycidae.